Molecule: messenger RNA, 2172 nt
Organism: Mya arenaria
Lineage: Eukaryota; Metazoa; Mollusca; Bivalvia; Myida; Myidae
Product: serine/threonine-protein kinase PRP4 homolog
Exons: 5
Coding region: 16-2106 (696 amino acids)
Biological process (GO): negative regulation of BMP signaling pathway
Cellular component (GO): AMPA glutamate receptor complex
Molecular function (GO): protein binding
Source: RefSeq, a predicted model, not a curated record
CUGGAAGGCUUCAUCAUGACGAGAAACCUGUUUCGCCUGUUGUUGUUGUUCCUGCUGUUCGUCUGUAUCGUGAGUCUCGUGGAGGCGACAAAGAGUAAAGGCGGGGGAUCCAAGAAGUCUAACAAAUCCGUGAAAGGCCUGUUCAAAUCCGGGAAUGGGAACUCUAAGGGCAAGUCGGACCAUUCCGGCAAGGGCGGACCAGUUAUUGACCUGAUGAAGGACAAAAUUGCAAAAGAGAAAUCCAAGAGCCACGGAUCAGUUAUUGACCUAAUGAAGGACAAAAUUGCAAAAGAGAAAUCCAAGAGCCACGGAUCAGUUAUUGACCUAAUGAAGGACAAAAUUGCAAAAGAAAAAUCCAAGAGCCACGGAUCAGUUAUUGACCUAAUGAAGGACAAAAUUGUUAAAAAAAAAUCCAAGGGCCACGCAUCAGUUAUUGACCUAAUGAAGGACAAAAUUGCCAAAGAGAAAUCCAAGAGCCACGGAUCAGUUAUUGACCUAAUGAAGGACAAAAUUGGCAAAGAAAAAUCCAAGAGCCACGGAUCAGUUAUUGACCUAAUGAAGGACAAAAUUGGCAAAGAAAAAUCCAAGAGCCACGGAUCAGUUAUUGACCUAAUGAAGGACAAAGUUGCCAAAGAAAAAUCCAAGAGCCACGGAUCAGUUAUUGACCUAAUGAAGGAAAAAGUUGGCAAAGAGAAAUCCAAGAGCCACGGAUCAGUUAUUGACCUAAUGAAGGACAAGAUUGGCAAAGAGAAAUCCAAGAGCCACGGAUCAGUUAUUGACCUAAUGAAGGACAAACCUGGCAAAGAGAAAUCCAAGAGCCAAGGACCAGUUAUUGACCUAAUGAAGGACACAAUUGGCAAAGAGAAAUCCAAGAGCCACGGAUCAGUUAUUGACCUAAUGAAGGACAAAAUUGUUAAAGAAAAAUCCGAGGGCCAAGGAUCAGUUAUUGACCUAAUGAAGGACAAAAUUGGCAAAGAGAAAUCCAAGAGCCACGGAUCAGUUAUUGACCUAAUGAAGGACAAAAUUGCCAAAGAAAAAUCCAAGAGCCACGGAUCAGUUAUUGACCUAAUGAAGGACAAAAUUGCAAAAGAGAAAUCAAAAUCCAAAUCCAAAAUCAAGUCCGACUUAAAACCAUUCAAAAGCAAACUGAUUUCAAAACAUUCAAAGAAACCCAGCAAAACGUCCGACAUUGAAGAAAAAAGCAGUAAAAGCAGCGAUGAUAGGACAUCUGAGACGAGGCAAAAGCCGAACAAGCGCCCACCGGUGACCAAUAAACAGGAAACAAUCAAGCGACCCCCGGUAACUGAUCGACCGGAAACAACAUUCGGUCCGACGGUUACCGAUGGGCCAGAACAGAUGGAACUUCCGCCGUCGACCGAGGGACCAGGCACUAGGUAUAUAAUGACGGAGCCGCCGAUGACGACGGAGGAUCCGGACGACGAGGCGACAACGACGGAAACCGUGUCCGUCAGCUCGCCGGACGGCUGCAAAGUGGGGAAUGCCACCUAUGAAAUCGGCACGUUCCCGCACCCCUCGGAGAAGUGCCACGUUUGCCGAUGUCACGUAACUGGUGACGUCACGUGCGAGAGACGUCGGUGUCCGCGACCGCCCUGUGGUGUGGGACGCCAUGUUACCUCUAGUGACGGAUGCUGCUCGGUGUGCGAGAGCGCGUGUAAGGCGGUCAGUUGUCCGGCGAUUGCGUGCCCCAGUCGCCUUUGGCUGUUCGAUGAGAACUCUUGCUGUCCCAAGUGCGGCUGUCGGUACAAGGGCGACCUCGUCCCAAUGGGUCCGGUGGGUCUGCGGUGUGACGGGUGCACGUGUAAUGGGAACGGUGUCACGUGUUCGCCAGCACCCUGCCCGGCCACGCCACUCCAGUGUGUAGACCCAGUUAGGGACGAGAACUCGUGUCAGUACUACUGCCCCAAAGGAAAGACAUGUUCCGUGGGCGACUUCGUUCUAAAGUACGGAGAAAUAGUGCGACUGGAAGACAAGUAUUGCACAUGCGUGGGUGACUGGUUUCCGGUGGCGUUCUGUGCGAAAGUGAAGAUGCCGUGCAACAUUCACGAUCUGCAGGAAACCAUGUGCGUGUCCGAGCCGCAAAUGUAGCGGCGUGUCCGUCUGAGAACGCCUGGUUCUCCAGGAUACACGCUGGUCUUAACUGAUCAUUUUUAC